CUCACUCAACUUCAACAUCAAAAACAUCAGGAGUGAUAAUGGUGGAGAGUUCAUUUCAGAACUUUUUGAAAACCUGUGUGAUGAUUUUGGAAUAAAACACACCUUUUCUGCCCCUCGUACUCCUCAACAAAACGGAGUUGUUGAGAGGAAAAACAGAACUCUCAUAGAGUGUGCAAGGACUAUGUUGCUUGACUACAAUCUUCCUAAACACUUUUGGGCUGAGGCUGUCAACACUGCUUGUUACACUAUCAACCGAGUCUUAGUUCGUAAGCAAAUUAAUAAAACUCCCUAUGAGAUACUAAAAGAAAAAACUCCUAGCAUUGCCUAUUUUCAUCCUUUUGAUUGUCCUUGCUUUGUUCUCAACACUAGAGACAACCUUGGAAAAUUUGAUGCCAAAUCAGAUUCUGCUAUUUUCUUGGGAUACUCAUCCAAAGGACAAGCAUACAGAAUCUUCAAUAAAAGAACAAAGAAAGUAGAAGAAUCAGUUCAUGUCAAGUUCAAUGAAUCAGAUUUUGUGGUACAUGAUGAGACUUUACACUUUGAUUUAAAUGAACUGACUUCGUCUGGUCAAGAUUUCUCUAGUGAACAGGAUCAUAACGAGAGAAUAGUGACACCAUCAGACCUGGAAGAACCUUCCCUUGACUCACAAGAUACCUCACAAGUUCCUCAGGCUCCACCACACAUACAAAGAAGGCAUCCAGAAAAUCUUAUCAUUGGCAAGCUGAAUGAUGGCCUAAAAACCAGAGGUAAGUAUACUCCUGGUCAAUAUGCCUUUGUUUCCCAGUUUGAGCCUAAAAAUAUUAAAGAAGCAUUGCUUGAUGAGGAAUGGGGAUUCUCUAUGUUAGAAGAACUAACUCAAUUUGAACAUCUUCAUGUCUGGGAUUUAGUUCCUAAACCUGAAAAUGUCACAGUCAUAGGAACUAAGUGGAUUUAUCGAAAUAAAUCUGAUGAAGAGGGAAUAGUUAGAAACAAAUCUAGGCUAGUUGCUCAGGGAUAUCUUCAGGAAGAAGGAAUAGACUUCGAUGAGACUUUUGCCCCUGUUGCUAGACUUGAGUCAAUCAGAUUACUGUGUGCUUUUGCUAGUCACCUAGGAUUUCCUCUAUAUCAAAUGGAUGUUAAGAGUGCUUUCCUAAAUGGAAUCAUUCAGGAGGAAGUCUAUGUUGCUCAACCUCCUGGAUUCAUCGACUUUGAACAUCCUGAAUAUGUUUACAAACUCAACAAAGCUUUGUAUGGACUCAAACAAGCUCCCAGAGCUUGGUUUGAACGCCUCACAACCUUUCUUUUAGAUAACUCCUUCUCUCAAGGAAGCAUUGAUAAAACUCUCUUUAUCAAACAUGAGUCAGGGGAAAUCUUGUUAGUUCAAGUUUAUGUGGAUGACAUAGUUUUUGGAUCAACUGAUCCUACCCUCUGCACUGCAUUCUGUGAAACUAUGCAAUCUAUGUUUGAAAUGAGCAUGAUGGGUGAAUUAAAAUUCUUUCUUGGACUUCAAGUCAAACAAACUUCAACUGGUAUUUUCAUAAAUCAAUCAAAAUACCUCCAGAACAUGUUGUCCAAGUUUGAUAUGAACAAUGUUAAACCCUGUCCCACCCCCAUGGCUGUAAACCUCAAACUGGAUAAGGAUGAGUCCGGUAUUCCAGUAGAUGAAAACAAGUAUAGAGGCAUGAUUGGCUCACUACUAUAUCUUACAGCCAGUAGACCUGACAUCCAGCAUAGUGUAUGUCUUUGUGCCAGAUUUCAGGCUGCUCCUAAGGAGAGUCACUUUAAGGCUGUUUAAAGAAUAUUUAGGUAUCUUAGAGGAACCCCAGAUAUUGGUCUCUGGUAUCCUAAACAUGACAACUUUACUCUCUUAGGAUAUAGUGACUCAGACUUUGCAGGUAGUUUGACUGAUAGAAAAAGCACCACAGGGACAUGUCAAUUUGUAGGAACCUCCCUAGUUUCUUGGUCAUGUAAGAAACAGGGUGCUGUUGCCCUCUCUACCGCUGAAGCAGAGUACAUAGCUGCUGGCAGCUGUUGUACUCAACUCAUUUGGCUUAAGAAUCAACUUAAGGACUACAAUGUGUCCUCUGAACCCAUUCCCCUCUUCUGUGACAACACUAGCGCCAUCUGCAUGUCCAAAAACCCUGUUCAGCAUUCAAGAACCAAACAUAUAGAAAUUAAAUAUCAUUUUAUAAGGGAUUUAGUUCAACAGAAUAUUAUUAAUAUUAGUCGUAUCUCUACUGAGUACCAACUGGCGGAUAUAUUUACUAAAGCCUUGAAUGCUGA
Molecule: messenger RNA, 2262 nt
Organism: Linum trigynum
Lineage: Eukaryota; Viridiplantae; Streptophyta; Magnoliopsida; Malpighiales; Linaceae
Source: the annotation of a GenBank genome assembly